This is a messenger RNA of Fundulus heteroclitus (mummichog), 1696 nucleotides long. It is a transcript of the gene tagln3b, whose product is annotated as transgelin 3b. Bases 227 to 826 code for a protein of 199 amino acids. Lineage: Eukaryota; Metazoa; Chordata; Actinopteri; Cyprinodontiformes; Fundulidae. Gene Ontology annotation, molecular function: protein binding. The transcript has 5 exons. The record is from RefSeq and is a predicted model, not a curated record.
CGUAUAAAACCCAGCGAGUCGCCCCUCCCGGACAAAGUGAGGUCCAGUCUGGCCCGAGGCGCGCACUCGUCCUGCGCUUCAUGGAUGCUCCAUCAGUUCAGCGUCAUCCUCCCCCGCUCUGAGCAGCUCCGUGUCGGGAUACGGGACAACCGGGACGACUCUUUCCUCUCCGGACGGCUGUGUGACCCCCCCUCAUCGUUCACUCUAGAUUGUUAGGACACCCGCCAUGGCGAACCGAGGGCCCAGUUACGGGCUGAGCCGGGAGGUGCAGGAGAAGAUCGAACAGAAGUACGAUCCGGACCUGGAGCAGCGCCUGGUGGACUGGAUAGUCGCACAGUGCGGAGGAAACCUGGAGAAACCGCAGCCGGGAAGGCAGAACUUCCAGACGUGGCUGAUGGACGGAACGAUUCUCUGUCGACUCAUCAACAGUCUGUAUCCGCGGGGCAAAGAACCCAUCAAAAAGAUCCCUGAUACCCAGAUGGCCUUUAAACAGAUGGAGAAGAUCUCCCAGUUUCUACAAGCAGCAGAAGCUUAUGGAGUCACCACCACAGACAUUUUUCAAACAGUGGACCUCUGGGAAGGUAAAGACAUGGCGGCGGUGCAAAGAACCCUGAUGGCUCUGGGGAGUUUGGCUGUCACGAAGGACGAUGGUCAAUACAAAGGUGACCGAGACUGGUUCCACAGGAAAGCCCAGGGGUACCGGCGGGAGUUCACUGAAGAGCAGCUGCGCCAAGGACAAAGUCUGAUCGGCCUGCAGAUGGGCAGCAACCGCGGCGCUUCCCAGGCUGGCAUGACGGGCUACGGUAUGCAUCGUCAGAUCAUGUAGACCCACGCCCCUACAUUCCUUGAUCUCAGACUUUUUUUUAAUACUAAUUCCACCAAUGCUGUAGCCCUAAAAGGAAACUCUCCCCAAGCUUCGCCGCACCUGCCAUGCUAACCUCAACAUCCCUGAAACUGCUGCUUUUGCCCAACAUCGUUUUCGUUCACCUCUUAACAAAAUGAUGUCAUCUAUACUGUAGAUUUAUGUCUUCAUGGCUCUUCUAUGCUGUUCCCCCUCUUUUUUUUGCCUUCUUACCUCUUUGUUAUGUUUUCCGGUUACACAAUGUGUAUUGUUUUUUUUUUUUUAUUCAUCGAGUCUCAAAAGGAUUUUAAAUAAAUACAAUAAAAGCCAUCUGUACUGUACACUUGUUUACAGAGAUACUCGAAGUGACUGUUAAGGCAUGCUGUAUGUAUUGUUAUUUAUAUAUUUCCUAUAUUUUAGUGGUCUUACUCUAUCCUGCUCCUCUGUGAUUGUUUGGCCUUAGUCCUAGCAAGGCUCAAUGAGUGAAGAUGCUGUGUCUUCUGUAACCAAAUCAACCUCACGUUGUGCCUGGUUAUGGGACUUCAAAAGGCUGGGUCCUUGAUGUGCUGGUAUUAAAUUAUAGACGAGCGUCAUUUGUUCUGAGCCAUGCCCCCGUUUUUGUUAUCUGUUACAUACUUUGUCCAUGCUGUGUCCAAACGUGUGCACGGUGUAACCUAUGAAUGUGCAGUAGCCAACACGUAUGACCAAGAGACGGUUGAACUUGUGCACUGUUUAUGUAUCUCCUGUCUGUAUUUUGGACAUAUGUUUGUAUCUGAAGGAGUGUAAGAAGUAAACAAAUAAAGUAUAUGAAGUAUUUUCUGUCUCUUCUGAGAUGAGGCGGAUGCUGCCCCGUAA